CCAUUUCAUUUCCUGCCUGCCGCCUCCUCGUCCCCUCUCCUCUCCUCUCCACCCCUGCCUCCGCCCUCUGCGAGAUCGGCAGCUCUUGGACGGGUGUUCAGGUGCCGGUGGUUUGGCCUUGGCGCACGCUCUCUCGCCUUCAGCUGUUGCUUCCCUGGCGCUCCUGGUGCACAGCCGGUGAGCCGAGUUUCCGUCAGAUUCGGUGGUUCCGCUGGUUUGGAAAUCCGGAGAUGGCUCGUUUUCAGGAAAUCAAGGCGACGAACGACCGAAAGCCUGCUGCUGAUCGCGCCGGCCAUGCAGACUUCAUGGACCAUCCGAAGAAAACUCUCGAUUCGCCAGAAGGACCGCGAGCUCCUAAGGCACGCAAGCCAUACACGAUAUCCAAGCAGAGGGAGAAGUGGACGGAGGACGAGCACAAGCUGUUCUUGGAAGCCCUUCAGCAACAUGGCCGUGCCUGGCGUCGUAUCCAAGAGCACAUAGGCAGCAAGACUGCCGUGCAAAUCAGGAGCCACGCUCAGAAGUUCUUCUCCAAGGUCAUCCGAGAAUCAUCUGGGGAUAGCAACAGCAUAGCUGCUCCACCACAAAUUUAUAUUCCUCCGGCACGGCCAAAGAGGAAGCCAGCACACCCAUACCCGCGCAAUCUGGGUAAUUCUCUCUGCAAGGAUGCCUCUACAAUCAAACAGCUUGAGAAGCCCCAGUUGAAGAUACAGUUGCUGUCUGAGCAGGAGAAUUGCUCACCAAAAUCUGUGUUAACCACAGCACAGAUAGACUCCGAGACCAUGGCAACUGAAGGUAGUGGAUCACCAGCUUCCUCGGUUUACAUGGAGGAGAAAUGCCUCACACCAAGCACAUCAGUUGGGGAGUUAGGUGUGCAAGUAGCACUUUCCAAGGACGCCACCACUUCAAAUGGUGCGGCAUGUGGAAUACCUGAAGGUCCAGUUCUUAGGCUAUUUGGCAAGAGGGUUGUGGUAAAUAAUUUGCAUCAGCAGCCAAACUCCGAUACUGGAAACCUAAAACAUGCCGCAGACAUGGAACUCGACGCUUCAGCCGAGACACCAACUAGUGGAACUGGGAAGUUCUCUUCCCAUGGUGCAGAAGAAGGGAAGACAUGGAGCCCGUGGCUGACUGGUACACAGCAGUUUAUGUACUAUCUUCCUCAAGGGGAGGUUCUUUCUGUGCAUUCUGCUUGCCAAUUUCUCAGCUACAGUAAUGUAAGCAUAUCUUAUGGAGUGUUGAAUCCACAGACAGUUGCUUCAAAGAAGCAGCAACACCAGCCAUCUCAAGCUUCAGACUGCAAGUUCACAAGGGCAGAAGGAUCGUGGGCGGAAUCGAUCACAACCUCCAGCAGUGUGCCUGAAACAACUCAGAAUUCAGAUUCUAUAGAAUCUAGUCAAGUAAACAACGACAAUGAUGAAGUGAUACUUGUUCCAGGUUCAAGAAAAUAUUUAAGCACAGUUCCAACCUACCUUCGAGGUUUUGUGCCAUACAAGAACUGCACCGCACAAAGCAAGAUGCCGCAGUCACAUGUUCCUGGUGAGGAGGCAGAUGGAGAUAUGACAAGGUUGUGCCUGUAAAUUUUUGGGUCCUCAACAUCGCUGCUGGGGACGUUUUUGCUGAUAUUUAAUACAUAUGACUAGUACAGUAUCGUAGUACUGAUGUUUUGCAGGAAGACCAUUCUGCAUUCUGCUGUUGCUUACGAGAGGCAGAUUGAAACUGGUGAAGUAGCCUUCCACAAAUGGAGGCGACCAUGGUUCCUCUCUGCCCAUGUAUAGUUCAAGACUGAUGUUUCCAUUUUCCUCUUUGCGUGUUUGUAAUUUCCCACAAUGCUGGAGGUUCAGAGGUCAACGGUUUACAGUUUUUGAUGCAGUAUGUAAUGUAAUAGUCAUAGGAGACCGUAUUGUAUGGCGAACGAAUGUAAAUUACUGAUGCUGUUUGCCUGUUUCUGGAACAAUGACAUUAUGGCAUGGCAGCUAAAACAA
Messenger RNA from Panicum virgatum (switchgrass), 1979 nucleotides. RefSeq lists its product as uncharacterized. The record is from RefSeq and is a predicted model, not a curated record. NCBI's taxonomy places the organism in Eukaryota, Viridiplantae, Streptophyta, Magnoliopsida, Poales, Poaceae. Gene Ontology annotation, molecular function: DNA binding. The transcript has 6 exons. Bases 231 to 1574 code for a protein of 447 amino acids.